This is a messenger RNA of Saccharomyces eubayanus, 2412 nucleotides long. It is a transcript of the gene ERB1, whose product is annotated as ribosome biogenesis protein ERB1. Gene Ontology annotation, biological process: ribosome biogenesis; maturation of LSU-rRNA from tricistronic rRNA transcript (SSU-rRNA, 5.8S rRNA, LSU-rRNA). Gene Ontology annotation, cellular component: PeBoW complex; preribosome, large subunit precursor. The transcript has a single exon. The record is from RefSeq and is a predicted model, not a curated record. The coding region runs from base 1 to 2412 and encodes 803 amino acids. Lineage: Eukaryota; Fungi; Ascomycota; Saccharomycetes; Saccharomycetales; Saccharomycetaceae. Gene Ontology annotation, molecular function: ribonucleoprotein complex binding; protein binding.
AUGGUAAAGAACAAUAAGAUUUCCGAGACGAAGAUCUCCAAGAAGAGAGCAGCUAAUGAAGAAUCCGAUGUUGAGCAGGAUGAGGACAACUUCUUAUCCGUCGAUGGAUUAAUUGAUGCCGAGACAAGCGAGAGUGACGAAGAGUAUGAAUCCGCUGUCGAAGAGAAGGAGUCGUCUUCUGAUGAAGAAGCCAGUGGAGAUGCCGAUGAUGAUUCGGACGCUGAAUUAAACAAAUUGCUAGCCGAAGAAGAAGGCGAAGAAGAAGAGGGUUAUGACAGCUCUGAAUUUUCUGACGACACAACUUCCUUAACUGACAAAUUAUCCGGCGUAAAGUUACAUACCAUUGCUGAUCCAAAUAUCUACUCAAAAUACGUAGAUGGUAGAGACAGAGUCAUCAAACCAGAGAUUAAUCCCGUUUACGACAGUGAUGACAGUGACGGUGAAACGCAAAAUACUAUUGGUAACAUUCCACUGUCUGCUUACGAUGAAAUGCCACACAUUGGUUACGAUAUCAAUGGUAAAAGAAUUAUGAGACCUGCCAAGGGUUCCGCUUUAGACCAACUGUUAGAAUCUAUAGAAUUACCUGAAGGUUGGACCGGGUUGUUGGACAAGAAUUCCGGAUCCAGUUUGAAUCUAACCAAAGAGGAAUUGGAACUCAUUUCUAAAAUUCAAAGGAAUGAACAAACUGACGAUAGUAUAAACCCAUAUGAACCUUUGAUCGAUUGGUUCACUAGACACGAAGAGGUUAUGCCGUUGACCGCUGUUCCAGAACCUAAGAGAAGAUUCGUCCCAUCCAAGAAUGAAGCUAAGAGGGUUAUGAAGAUAGUUAGAGCUAUCAGAGAAGGUCGUAUUAUUCCUCCAAAGAAAUUAAAAGAAUUGAAAGAACAGGAAAAGACUGAAAACUACCAAUUCGAUUUGUGGGGUGAUUCUACUGAAACUGAUGAUCAUGUGAUGCAUUUAAGAGCCCCAAAAGUACCCCCACCAACUAAUGAAGAAAGUUAUAACCCACCCGAAGAGUAUCUUUUGUCACCAAAAGAAAAAGAAGCUUGGGAAAAUACCGAAUACAGUGAAAGAGAAAGAAAUUUUCUACCUCAAAAGUAUGCUGCCCUAAGAAAAGUUCCUGGUUACGGUGAAUCCGUCAGAGAAAGAUUUGAAAGAUCUUUGGAUUUGUAUCUAGCUCCUCGUGUCCGUAAGAACAAAUUGAACAUCGAUCCAGAUUCUUUGAUUCCAGAACUUCCCUCUCCAAAGGAUUUGAGACCUUUCCCUAUCCGUUGCUCCACAAUAUACGCUGGGCACAAGGGUAAAGUACGUACACUAUCCAUUGAUCCAUCUGGGUUAUGGCUAGCCACAGGUUCUGAUGAUGGUACGGUCAGAGUAUGGGAAAUUUUAACCGGUAGGGAAGUUUACAAAACGACUCUGGUCGAUAGUGAAGAAAACCCAGAUGACCAUAUUGAAUGUAUUGAAUGGAACCCUGACGCUAAUAACGGUAUUCUUGCCGUUGCUGUUGGUGAAAAUAUUCAUCUAAUAGUACCACCAAUAUUUGGUUACGAUAUUGAAAAUAAUGGUAAAACUAAAAUUGAAGAUGGUUUCGGUUACGACACUUUUGGUACUGUUAAAAAGUCCAACCUAGAAGUAAACGGAGAUGACGAUGAUAACGAAGAAGGUAAAAAUGAUACUUCCAAGAAUGCUGUGAAAAAGCAAGUAGCCCAAUGGAACAAACCUUCUCAAGAGCAGCUGGAAAAAGAUAUCUGUAUCACCAUUACCUGUAAGAAAACUGUCAAGAAACUUUCAUGGCAUAGAAAGGGUGACUAUUUUGUCACUGUCCAACCUGACUCUGGUAAUACUUCCGUUUUGAUUCAUCAAGUCUCCAAGCAUUUGACUCAAUCGCCCUUCAGAAAAUCUAAGGGUAUCAUUAUGGAUGCCAAGUUCCAUCCUUUCAAACCUCAACUAUUUGUCUGUUCCCAAAGAUACGUCAGGAUUUAUGAUCUAUCUCAACAGGUGUUGGUCAAGAAAUUGUUGCCUGGUGCCCGUUGGUUAUCCAAGAUUGAUAUUCAUCCAAGAGGUGACAACUUAAUUGCGUCAUCCUUCGAUAAGAGAGUGUUAUGGCACGAUUUGGAUUUGGCUAGUACACCAUACAAGACACUAAGAUACCAUGAUAAGGCCGUCAGAAGUGUGAACUUCCACAAAAAACUGCCUCUAUUCAGUUCCGCCGCUGACGAUGGUACUAUACAUAUUUUUCAUGCCACUGUUUAUGAUGACAUGAUGAAAAAUCCAAUGAUUGUUCCAUUGAAAAAAUUAACCGGCCAUAAAGUAAUCAACAGUCUUGGUGUUCUUGAUGCUAUCUGGCAUCCAAGAGAAGCUUGGUUGUUCUCUGCUGGUGCUGAUAAUACAGCUCGUUUGUGGACCACUUAG